Molecule: messenger RNA, 879 nt
Organism: Zonotrichia albicollis (white-throated sparrow)
Lineage: Eukaryota; Metazoa; Chordata; Aves; Passeriformes; Passerellidae
Source: RefSeq, a predicted model, not a curated record
CUCAUUCAGUCGACCUUUACCUUCUAAAUGUGUUUCCGAUGGCUGAAGAGGCUCUACCACUAUCUGCGGCGCAAAUGGUCGCGGCGGAACCGCGGCUACAGCCGGGAAAUCUCCCUGAGUCACCACGGCUUCUGCUCGGGCGCCUUCACCAACCGCCAUGGCCGCGCCUCCUUCUCGUGUGGCAGGGACAGUUCUGUCACCUACAGCCGGAGACCCUCGUCCUGCCCGCCCCUGCCAGCGCCAGCCCCCUACAGCAUCUCAGGGAGGUUCUCGUGUGACACCGACGGGUCCCUCGUGGUCAGCAGUGGGGACUGUGGGGUCACGUCUAGCUGGGACCCUGUGGUGAGGACAGUCCCGGUUUAUGGCUCUGGAAUGGGGAUGGAGUACGGUGGUGAGGAUGUGGGGUCUGUUAUCAGCAGUGCAGGGGGAGGUGGAGGAUCUGUCUACCACGGAGGGAGUUCGAGAGUGGUGGAGGGAGCAGGGGCUGGGUAUGGAUACUCUGCACCCCUGAGUGACACCCUAAGCACUGGGGGGCUCUCUGAGGGCUCAGGGUACUAUGGAGGAGGGUAUGGAUAUGGGACAUAUGGAACAUAUGGGACUGGGAUGUUGCCUGGGCCAGAGAUCAGCCCUGUGGGCACAGGAUGCGCCCAGGUGGUGCAGCAGAAAUGCCCCGUGGUCAUCCCCACCAUCAAGAGUGAGCAGUGCAAGCAGAGCACCCACUGGCCACCCAUCCAGAAGAAAUGAGUGGCCCAGCCUCUCCCACAUCCCAAAAGUGUCCUUGGAUGUGCCAAAGUGGAAUUUUGCCCCCCUCAACGAUGCCAUUACAUCACAGAGCUCCGCAUUCUUCGCGUAGGGCUGUGCUGACAAAAUUCCCCAGGA